Messenger RNA from Stylonychia lemnae, 747 nucleotides. The record is from the annotation of a GenBank genome assembly. Lineage: Eukaryota; Ciliophora; Spirotrichea; Sporadotrichida; Oxytrichidae.
AUGUAAUCCUACAAAAGCGAUUUAUAUGACACAAUAUAUAUUUUGAGGCAUGGCUAGAGAGCAGAUAAAGUUCAUGAACCAGGAGUCACAUUUGAAAAUAAAGAUGAUCCUCCAAUGACUGAAAUAGGCAGGAAAUAAUGCUAUGCGAGUGCCAAAUAUAUCUAAAACUAAAUUCUGAACCGUAAUCAAAGUCAAUAAGGGAAAUUGGAAGUCAAAGUUUACUCCUCUCCUUUCCUCAGAUGUAUUUAAUCAAGUGAAGAAGUUUGCAGAAUGUUCAAUAUCAAUCAAUUUAAAGUUGAUACCAGAUUAAGUGAGAAUUAAGCAACUUUUUAUUAUGAUAAAGAUCCACUCCCCAAUUUGAUACUUCAUGAUCCAAAAUAGCUAAAGAAAUUUCAGAAUUAAUCUUUAGAGCUCUAAUGGAAUUCAAAUUGGUACGAGGAGGGAAGGAGUCUAAUAAAUUACCCUGAUAGCUCUAGAACCUUAAAAGCUCGAUUUGUUAGCAUUUUAGAAGAGAUAAUAUAAGAUGAAUUUAAUUAAAAUGCUUAGGAAAACUUAGAUAACCCAAAGACAGUGAUUAUGGUUUCCCAUGGAUGUGCUAUUGAAUAGUUAUGUGAGCAUUUUGGAGGAAGAUGGUAAUUUGAGGAGGAAUAUUGUGCUAUUUUAGGAUUUCUAAGAAAAAAGGGAGAGGAAGAUUGGGUUUAGAUAGAAGCAGGAAAAGCAUAUUAUUCUACGUAUUUGGAAAAAUGA